AUGGCACAUGGGCCUGGGGUGGGACCCAGCCUCACCCUGCAUGGUGCAGACCCCCUCAGAAGCCACUCCCAGAUGCCAGCCAGGCUUCCAGCUCACCCUCUACAGCCGGCAGACUCCCCAGGGGAUGAGGACCCCAAGCCCCGGUGGGACCCACCCCAUGAGGCCCCCCUCACAGGCUACUUCCACUCAUGUGGAGCUGCCUUUGUGCCGCGCCAUGCCGGGAGCUGCAAGGACAAGAGGGAGGCGCCCCACCAGGACGCCAGCUUCUGCUCAGCAGUUCUCACCCUGUGUCUUCGGUGCCCUGUGGGACACUUCUGCCCCAACAGAGCCACCCGCCCCAUCCCAUGCCAGCCGGGUACAUUUGGCCCCCGCUCAGGCCAGGAUGAAGCCACAGACUGCACCCCUUGCCCAGCAGGCAGGGGCUGUACCCAGGCUGGGCUGACACAGCCCGAUGCAGCGUGCUCACCGGGGUACGCGUGCCCUUCAGGCUCCUCCAGUCCCCACGCUCCCUCCCAUGCCUGCCCUCCCGGGACCUUCAGCAACCGCCGUGGCCUCUCCGACCCGUCGCAGUGUGAGAUCUGCCCCGAGGGACUAGCCUGUCCUGGGGGAACCGGGGGCCCAAACUGGCCCCCCAUCCCCUGCUCAACUGGCCAUUAUUGCCCUCCCGGCACCAAAAAGCCCACCCAGUUCCAGUGUCCUCCUGGCACCUGGAGUAACCAGACUGGAUUGACCAUGAGCGAGGAGUGUGUGCCCUGCCCCAGGGGCUGGUUCUGUGUCAGUGGAGCUCGGGUGCCCUCGGGGACAUGCAGGGCCGGGCAUUACUGCCCACGAGUGGCCUCCCCUGGGAACCGUCUCCAGGCAGCAGGGACAAAGUGGGGGACACAGUUCCCUUGCCCGGCAGGCACGUACAGCUCCCAGGCAGGCAACAGCCAGCUCAAGGACUGUCUGCCCUGCCCCCCAGGAGCCUUCUGCCCCAGUGGGGUCCCUGAGCCAGAGCUCUGCCCACAGGGAACCUACCGUCAAGGUCCAGCUGCCAAGCUGGCUGUGGCCUGUGUGCCUUGCCCUGCUGGUCACCACUGCCCCGAGAGGGGCACCACCAUGCCACAGCCGUGCAGCACUGGCAGCUUCUCUGGAGCUAUGGGUGAUGAAGGCAGCAAACUUCCAUUUUACACCCCCCCCCCUUCCCCCACCACCCAGGGUCCAGGUCGUCUCUGGUGCCAGGAGUGCUCAGGAGGAAAACUCUGCAACCAGACAAAGCUACCUGGCCCUAUGACGUGUCCCCCUGGGCACUACUGUCCAGCCCAGGGCCUGCUGUCCAUCUCCUGCCCCAUGAACCUUGACCCUUGUGGCGCCGCUCUAUCUGCCCAGGGCACUUUCCGAAAGGCCCCCGGGGCCGCCUGCAUGGAAGACUGCCAGCCGUGCCACCCGGGGACAUUCUGUGGCAAAGCUGGCCUGGCCGAGCCCCAGGUCCUGUGCCACCCUGGGCAUCACUGUGGGCCUGGCUCCAACACCUCAUCCCCGGAUGGACUCCCCUUUGGUGACCUCUGUCCCCCGGGUCAUUUCUGCCCUGCUGGCACCAAGGACCCCAGGCAGUGGCCAUGCCCGGCUGGCACCUGGAAUGCAGAGAGAGGGGCACAGGACAUAAGCUGGUGCCUGCCUUGCCCACCUGGGCUUUUCUGUGCCACCACAGGCCAGGCUGCCCCUGGGGGCCCGUGUGCACCAGGAUUCCACUGCCCAGGAGGGGCGCAGACGCCGACACCCCUUGGUGGGCUGUGGGAACACUUCGCGGGUUCUCUGGCGCCCACGCCCCGGCAAGAUGGGGAGCACAGCGACGGCACAGGUCACUUCUGUCCAGUGGGCACGGGGGUGCCCCUGCCCUGCCCUGUGGGCACCUUCUCAGAUCGGAUGUUUCUCUCCACGGCCUCUGAGUGCCUGUCCUGUCCCCCUGGCUAUUUCUGCGGUGCCUCUGGCCUGGCUGCGCCCUCCGGCCCCUGCUCCCCCGGCUACUUCUGUCUGGCAGGAGCCUCCUCCCCAACCCCGACAGCGGCUGCUGACCGUCUUCCCAAGGACACCUCCUGUGCGGCCAUCUCCAGUGAGAACAUUGGAGGCGAGAGUUCAGCUCUCAGAUGGAAGGUCGAGUUCUGGGGCAUCAUGGAUGAGGGCUGGAGAGCCAGAGCCAAGCCCCCACUCAGGCUGCUGAGCCGGGACAAAAGACCAAAACAGAAGCAGCCGGCCUGGCUUAGCCACUCAGGGCAGGGAGGCCCCUGUCCCCGAGGCCACUUUUGCCCCAGGGGAACCAGCCUCCCACAGCCCUGCCCUGCCGGCUCCUACAGCUACCUGACUGGCCAGGCCUCCUGCUUCCCUUGCCCCGCUGGCUACUACUGUCCCAAGAACAUCACCAACUACAGCGGGCACCCCUGUCCUGCUGGCUUCUACUGCCCCAGAGGUGAGCGCCAGGGCCACAACUUCCCGGGGCGAGGCUGGGCAGAGUUGUACAGCCGCUGCACCAAGUAUGCCACCCAGUUCCCCUGCCCUCGGGGCUACUACAACCCAGACCCGCUGACCCAGAGCCUGGACAGCUGCCUGCCCUGUCCCCCAGGCCACUACUGUGGGCAGGAGAACCUGACCCGGGCCUCUGGGCCUUCGUGGACUGCCCACCCCUUCGACCUGGACAACUACACCAGCACCAAUUGCCUGUGCCCAGCCACGGCCACAGGGGGAAAGUGCCCUGCUGGCUCCUACUGCCCAGAGGGAAGCCCAGAGCCCAUGCCCUGCCCACCGGGCUCUUUCUGUGGCACCUCUGGCCUCUCCACCCCCAGCGGGCCCUGCCAGGCUGGCUACUUCUGUGUAGAAGGUGCAUCAUCCCCUACUCCAAAGGACGGGGUGACAGGGGCUCCCUGCCCCCCAGGAUACUUCUGCCCUGCAGGAUCACACAAGCCCAUGCCCUGUCCUGCCGGCACCUUCUCCAGCCUCCCUGAGCAAACCAUGCUCUCUGCAUGCCAGUCCUGCCCACCGGGCUUCUACUGCAAGGAGGCUGGUCUCCAGGCCCCCAGUGGGCAGUGCCCAGCAGGCUAUUACUGUGACUCCAGCGCUGGGCCCAUCCAGGACUUCAGCUUGUACCCUUGUCCCCGGGGACAUUACUGCCCCCUGGGCACAGCCAGGGCCACGCACUACAGCUGCCCAGUGGGCACAUAUGGCCCUCGGAAGGGGCUGACCAGAGUCACCGGGUGCCAACCCUGCCCUGCUGGGAAAUUCUGUGCACUGGCUGGACUCACAGCACCAACAGGAGACUGUGCUGCAGGGCACUGGUGCAAGGGAGGAGCCGCCAUCAAGGACCCCACCGACGGGGCACGAGGGCUCCUCUGCCCGCCUGGGCACUACUGCCUCAAGGGGGCGCCCAUCCCAUCCCGAUGCCCCCCUGGCACCUGGUCUGAGGAGGGGAAUGGAGCCCCCGAAGGAUGCCGGGACUGCGCUGGAGGAGAGCUCUGCUCUGGGAGCCACCCGCCCCUCCGGCCCACAGCCUGCCACCCAGGGGCCGCCCAUCCCAUCCCGAUGCCCCCUGGCACCUGGUCUGAGGAGGGGAAAUGGAGCCCCCGGAAGGGAUGGCCGGACUGGCGGCUGGAGGAGAGGCUCUGCUCUGGGAGCCACCCGCCCUCCGGGCCCCACCAGCCUUUGCCCACCCAGGCAUUUCCUGCACGGGGGGGGGGACUGCUCCCUGCCAGGCUCGUGGAGGCAACUCGUCUGGGGAGAUUCGUGUCCCCCUCGGACACGUCUGUCCCUGUUGGGAAUGCUUGGCCCACUCUCAUGUCCUCCUGGCUCUACACUUCGGGGCCCGAUUACCAUGGGAAUGGGUUCUACUGCCCUGCAGGGACAGGGCUGGAUUGGCAGCCCUGCCCCCCAGGCACCUAUGGCCCCACACCCGGGCUAAGCAGCCUGCCAGGGUGCCAAGCCUGUGACGGGGGCAGAUUCUGCCCUGGAGCCAAUGCUACGGAGGCCAGCGGGCAGUGCUGGGAGGGCUGCUUCUGCUCCAGAGGGUCAACAAGGCCCAACCCGGAGGCCGGCACUGAAGGACAUUACUGCGCCAGGGGCUCAGCCAUGCCCCAGCCCUGCCCACCUGGCACCUUCAGCCCACGGAUCAAGCUCAGCUCCGAGGCUGCCUGCUCCCCGUGUCUGCCCGGCCACUACUGCGGCUCUGCUGGCCUCACCCGCCCCUCUGGGCCCUGUGAUGAAGGCUUCUUCUGCCUCCGGGGGGCCCUCGUCCCCAGUGGUUCCCUAGAAGACGAGACCGGUGGCCCGUGCCCCACAGGACACUUCUGCCCCCCUGGGACUGUUGUCUCAAGGCCUUGCCCAGCAGGCACCUACAACACCCUGGCGGCUCAGGGUCGCUGUGCACCGUGUCCUCAGGGUUUCUUCUGCCUGGCCAACACCUCCUCUGUGGCUGGAAGUGAGUGUCCUGCUGGCCACUAUUGCCCUGCCUCCACCGCCUUCGCUUCUCAGUUUCCCUGCCCCAGGGGCACCUACAAGCCACAGAGAGGGGGUUUCCAGCAGUCAGACUGCAUCCCCUGUGAGCCAGGCUCCUAUUGUCUCCUGCCCGGGCUAGUGGCCGUGUCAGGGCCCUGCAGUCCAGGGUUCCACUGUACCCAGGGAGCAUCUGUCCCGAAUCCCACCGACGGGGUCACUGGAGACCUCUGCCCUCCAGGCCACUUCUGUCCCCAGGGCAGCCCCCAGCCUGCUCCUUGCCCCCCAGGCUCAUUCCUGCCCAUCCCGGGUGCCACGUCGAUGGAGGACUGCCAGCCAUGCCCAGUUGGCUGGUUCUGCUCCCAGGCCGGCCUGAGCUCCCCGGAGGCCCUGUGUGAUGGAGGCUGGUACUGCCCCAGGGCGUCCAUCUCUGGGCACAGUCCAGAUGCUGUCUGCCCCACUGGGCACUCGUGCCCCCAGGCAGCCUGGAGCCUCGCCCCUGCCCUCCCGGGCAGUAUCAGGAUGAGCCUGGAUGCAGCAUCUGCAAGACCUGCCCUGCUGGGAAAUGGUCCCACGAGGAUCUUGUUCUGCCCAAAUCCUCCAGGUCCUGGAAGCUUCUUGCCACGGGAGGAGCCUGGCUUCCUAGAAAAACUGAGAAAGCCUGGGGAUGUCGGAGGCCUCCCCUCCCUCAUUCCUGAUCACACACCUGCUGCAUCCACAGGGGCUGGGAAGCGCCUCCCGGAUGGGCCAUGCUCAGCCGGCUAUUACUGUCCCCUUGGCCAGACCUCAGCCACCCCUACGUCUUUCCGGGAGAGUGUGACCUGCGGUAGCUCAGGCCCACUUGGGAGCCUUGUGUCCUCAAUUGCCUGCGCCUACUUUGAUGUGGCUGUAGAUGUAUCUGGGGAAUCCUUCUUACAUCAGAAGCUUGGUGGUCAUAGUGCCACAGGAUCCCGCUCAGCCACAGCCCACCCAUGCCCUCGGGGGACAUUUGGGCCCAGGCGAGGAGCCACUACAGAGCUGGACUGUGAGCGCUGCCCAGCAGGGAUGUUCUGUUCAUCGGAAGGGCUACCCCAGCCCUCGGGGCUCUGCCAUUCUGCCCACUACUGCACGGGGGGGGCUGUGUCCCCCACCCCCAUCAAACACAAGGUGGACGCCCCAGGACUCUCUGGGAAUGACAUCUGCCCCCCUGGCUUCUUCUGCCCUAAAGGAACAAGCUCUCCAGUGCCUUGUCCUCCUGGGUUUUACUCCUCUGUUCCAGGCCUGGGCAGCAAGGACCAGUGCCAACCGUGUCCCCCAGGGCGCUACUGCAGCCGGCCGGGGCUGACCAGCACCCUGGAGGCAGGGCUUUGCGAUGCAGGGUACAUCUGCCGAGAGGGCAGCGCUGUCCCCUCACCCUCCGAUGGAACCCAUGGAUACACAUGUCCCCCUGGCUUCCGUUGUCCCCCAGGGGCCCACAGGGAGCUGCCAUGUGAGCCUGGCACCUUCAGCCCUCUGCCCGAGGCUGCCACCUGCCUGCCCUGCCCAGAGGGCACCUACUGCCACCAGGCUGCCGCCGUGGAGCCCACCAUCUGCCCCAAAGAGGGAGGUCGUCGGGAGAAGGGUGUUGGGGGGCCACAAUGCCUGGGGACUUGUCAGCCCCUGCCCUACACAGUCUGUGACGGGCACUGCUCAGCUGUCCCCGGCGUGUGGCUGUGCAGGGGUCACUAUUGCCCAGCCAGGACAUCCUCUGCCCGCCCCUGCCCGGAGGGAACCCUGAGCUGGUGGGAGGGUGCUGUAUCCCCUGGGGCCUGCCAGCCCUGCCCUGCAGGGACGUACUGCCUGGGAGAGGGCAAUGGGCGGCCUGAGGGAGCUCGGACUGGCUUGGACAGUGCCCACCGCUGUCACCCCCAGUUGUCACUCCUCACACUGCUGGCCUCCUUGCCAACACCGAUGCCAGAGCUGUGUGGACACCGCCAGCUGCAGGCUUUUCUGUGCCUCUCCAGGUUUAGGGACAGCAACCAGAGGCAGGGACUCACUGCAGGGGCAAGACCUGGGCCUCCCACAGUCAGGCAGGUUCCAAUACAAGCUGGGGAGACUUCUGCCCUGAAAUCCCUGUAUACACCCCUCUGUAUCCAAGGGCCCUGCUCAGCUGGUUACUACUGCGAGGGGGGCUCUGCCAGCCCCACGCCCCAGAGAAGGUCCUUUUCCCUCAACGGACCCUGCCCCGGAGGCCACUACUGCCCACAGGGGACGCUGCUCCCGGUUCCAUGCCCCGUGGGGACAAGGAGCAGCCCAGGCGCCACCUCCCAGGGCAGCUGUGAGCCCUGCCCCGCUGGCUCCUUCUGCCCAAGGCUGGGCCUCAACUCGUCCACUGGGUCCUGUGAGACUGACUCUGAGUGCCCCUCGGACCCCGGGGCCUACAGCCCGAAGGCUCUCCCCUGCCCUCAGGGUCACUUCUGCCAGCCAGGGACUGCCUGGCCUGCCCUGUGCCACCGAGGGCACUACCAGCCCUCCUUGGGCUCGGAUGCCUGCCUACCGUGUCCACCAGGCUUUUACUGCCCACAUCCCGGCACCAGCAUGCCCAGGCUCUGCCCAGCACAUGCCUACUGCCCGGGACAUGGUCUCCACCACGGUGUCCUCCAGGGACCUUCACUCUCCAGGAUGUAUCAGGCCUCCGGGAAGAGAGUGACUGUUCCGUCUGUCCCCCGGGUCACUACUGCAGGAUUUUACUGCCCUGAGGGCAGUGGAGAGCCCAUUCCUUGUCCACCUCACACACUGGUGGCUGACCCUGGAGCCAAGCAGAAAGAGGACUGUGGGCCUUGCCCCCCUGGGCACUGGUGCAAAGCAGGCACCCUGGCCACUCAGGCCUGCCCCUCUGGCCACUACUGUCCUGGAGGAAGUGAGACCCACCUGGGGGCCCCCCAGGCCUGCCCUGAGCAUACCUACCUGGCAGCUGAAGGAGGCCAGAGUCAGGCGGAGUGCCUUCCCUGCCCCGCCGGGUACCACUGCCCGUGGCCAGGUCUCUCUUCCUUUGAAGAUCACCCAUGUCCUCCUGGCCACUGGUGUCCAGGUGACCAGGGUGCCUUUCUCUGCCCACCUGGCACCUUUCGGUCAGAGCCGGGGGCAUCAGCACAGGAAGACUGUGAACUCUGCCCUCCCGGCUACCGCUGCCCAGACCCUGAGCUUCAGGCCCGUGCAAAUGUGUUUCCCAUCCCCUGCCGAGCCGGAUCUGAGUGCCCAGCAGGUGCUGUGGCUGAGGUCCCCUGUAGGCCCGGCUCCUACUGUGGGCCCCAGACGAGGAUGCCCCCCCUCUGCCCUGGGGGCUACGCCUGCCCUGCCAGCUCCUCCAGCUACAGUGGCCCAGGGCAGCGCUGUGUCUUUCCCAAUUACUGCCCCCCGGGCAGCGCCCAACCCCGUGCCUGCCCUGGGGGCUCCGAAGCCCUGAAUGGGACCGGCCUCAGGGUCUCUGAGGAGAUGUGCUGCCGCCUCUGUGAAGCGGGCACCUACCACAGCCGGACCCUGGAUGCCCUACCCUGCCAGCCCUGCCCGCCUGGAUUCAGCUGCCCCCAGGGGUCAGAGAGCUACCAGGGCCAUCCCUGCCCGGUGGGCCACUACUGCCCUGCAGGGACUCACAGCCCAAGGCCCUGCCCAGCAGGGACCUUCAGAAGCAGCAGCGGGGCCAGGGCAGCUGAAGAGUGCCAGCUGUGCCCUGCGGACACCUUCAGUGCCCUGCCCGGACAGGUGGGUUGCCUCACCUGUGGGAGCGUCGCUUUCUCUCCACCAGCACCUCUGUGGAACCACAGGCCUCCAGAAACCCGAUUUGAAGCCAGUGCCCUGGACAAUGAGAAGACAUGGCAGAUGGCCUGA
Cercocebus atys (sooty mangabey) is the source of this 8304-nucleotide messenger RNA. Its product is annotated as SCO-spondin. The transcript is spliced from 55 exons. The record is from RefSeq and is a predicted model, not a curated record. The coding region runs from base 1 to 8304 and encodes 2767 amino acids. Gene Ontology annotation, molecular function: protein binding. NCBI's taxonomy places the organism in Eukaryota, Metazoa, Chordata, Mammalia, Primates, Cercopithecidae.